AAAGAGCUGGGUGUCUUGACCUUUGCAAUUGGAACCAGGAGUGCUGAUAGCAAAGAACUGCAGAAGAUAUCCCACGACCCCAGCUAUGCACUAACUGUGUCUGAAUUCACUGACCUUCCCAAUGUCCAACAACAACUUCAGUCCUCCGUGGAGGCUGUGGUUAUCGAGGUCUCCCCAGAAUCACCACCUGUUCCUGUCGAUACUGCCAAAAAGGAUAUCGUUUUCCUCCUGGAUGGUUCUGAUGGCACACGGAAUGGCUUCCCUGCCAUGCUUGAUUUUGUUAAGAGAGUGGUGGAGAAAUUGAAUGUAGGACCUAACAAUGACCGUGUCUCUGUGGUCCAAUACAGCAGAGAUGCAGAGAUCCAUUUCUAUCUGAACACAUACACCACAAGACAGGAUAUUUUGGAUACAGUCAGAGGGCUGAGACAUAGAGGAGGCAGACCCCUCAACACCGGGGCGGCCCUCCAAUACGUCAGGGACAACGCCUUUACAAACUCCUCCGGGAGCAGGCGCCUGCAAGGUGUUCCACAAAUGUUGAUCCUGCUAAAUGGUGGAAGGUCUUUUGACAAUGUAGAUACCCCAGCCUCUGCUCUCAAACAGCAGGGUGUCUAUGUGAUAGGCAUUGGCACAAGGAACUCUGACAUGCUAACCAGGGCCACGCCCAUCACACCAAAAAAGCUGCUGAACAUGUCUGACAUUUUUUAUUCCCUAGUGGAGAGACAGCCAGCAGGAAAAGAUAUUGUGUUCUUGUUGGAUGGAUCUGAUGGUACUAGAACUGGCUUCCCAGCUGUGAAAGACUUUGUCCAAAGAGUUGUAGAGACACUCAGUGUGGAUGACAACAAAGACCGUGUCUCAGUGGUUCAGUACAGCAAAGAGCCAGCUGCCCAAUUCUAUCUGAACACGUACACCACAAAAGGCGACAUCCUUGACACUGUCAGAGGAUUGAGGCACAAAGGUGGAAGACCCCUCAACACUGGAGCAGCUCUCCAGUACUUGAGGGAUAAUGUCUUCACGGCCUCUGCUGGAAGCAGGCUCCAGGAAGGAGUCCCACAGGUCCUAGUUUUGAUAAGUGGUGGAAGGUCUUUUGACAGUGUUGAUGCACCAGCCUCUGCUCUCAAAGAGCUGGGUGUCUUGACCUUUGCAAUUGGAACCAGGAGUGCUGAUAGCAAAGAACUGCAGAAGAUAUCCCACGACCCCAGCUAUGCACUAACUGUGUCUGAAUUCACUGACCUUCCCAAUGUCCAACAACAACUUCAGUCCUCCGUGGAGGCUGUGGUUAUCGAGGUCUCCCCAGAAUCACCACCUGUUCCUGUCGAUACUGCCAAAAAGGAUAUCGUUUUCCUCCUGGAUGGUUCUGAUGGCACACGGAAUGGCUUCCCUGCCAUGCUUGAUUUUGUUAAGAGAGUGGUGGAGAAAUUGAAUGUAGGACCUAACAAUGACCGUGUCUCUGUGGUCCAAUACAGCAGAGAUGCAGAGAUCCAUUUCUAUCUGAACACAUACACCACAAGACAGGAUAUUUUGGAUACAGUCAGAGGGCUGAGACAUAGAGGAGAGACCCUCAACACCGGGGCGGCCCUCCAAUACGUCAGGGACAACGCCUUUACAAACUCCUCCGGGAGCAGGCGCCUGCAAGGUGUUCCACAAAUGUUGAUCCUGCUAAAUGGUGGAAGGUCUUUUGACAAUGUAGAUACCCCAGCCUCUGCUCUCAAACAGCAGGGUGUCUAUGUGAUAGGCAUUGGCACAAGGAACUCUGACACUAGGGAGCUGCAGAAGAUAUCAUAUGACCCUAGUUCUGCUCUAUCAGUGUCUGAUUUCACUGACCUCCCACUGAACAUGUCUGACAUUUUUUAUUCCCUAGUGGAGAGACAGCCAGCAGGAAAAGAUAUUGUGUUCUUGUUGGAUGGAUCUGAUGGUACUAGAACUGGCUUCCCAGCUGUGAAAGACUUUGUCCAAAGAGUUGUAGAGACACUCAGUGUGGAUGACAACAAAGACCGUGUCUCAGUGGUUCAGUACAGCAAAGAGCCAGCUGCCCAAUUCUAUCUGAACACGUACACCACAAAAGGCGACAUCCUUGACACUGUCAGAGGAUUGAGGCACAAAGGUGGAAGACCCCUCAACACUGGAGCAGCUCUCCAGUACUUGAGGGAUAAUGUCUUCACGGCCUCUGCUGGAAGCAGGCUCCAGGAAGGAGUCCCACAGGUCCUAGUUUUGAUAAGUGGUGGAAGGUCUUUUGACAGUGUUGAUGCACCAGCCUCUGCUCUCAAAGAGCUGGGUGUCUUGACCUUUGCAAUUGGAACCAGGAGUGCUGAUAGCAAAGAACUGCAGAAGAUAUCCCACGACCCCAGCUAUGCACUAACUGUGUCUGAAUUCACUGACCUUCCCAAUGUCCAACAA
Messenger RNA from Labrus bergylta (ballan wrasse), 2394 nucleotides. NCBI's taxonomy places the organism in Eukaryota, Metazoa, Chordata, Actinopteri, Labriformes, Labridae. The record is from RefSeq and is a predicted model, not a curated record.